AUGUGUGACGACGAAGUAGCAGCCCUUGUUGUCGACAAUGGAUCCGGUAUGUGCAAGGCCGGUUUCGCCGGAGACGACGCACCCCGCGCCGUCUUCCCCUCGAUCGUCGGUCGCCCCCGUCACCAGGGUGUGAUGGUCGGUAUGGGUCAGAAGGACAGUUACGUAGGCGACGAGGCCCAGAGCAAGAGAGGUAUCCUCACCCUGAAAUACCCGAUCGAGCACGGUAUCAUCACCAACUGGGAUGAUAUGGAGAAGAUCUGGCACCACACCUUCUACAACGAAUUGCGUGUCGCACCCGAGGAACACCCCGUCCUCCUCACCGAGGCCCCCUUGAACCCAAAAGCUAACCGUGAGAAGAUGACCCAAAUCAUGUUCGAAACCUUCAACAGCCCCGCCAUGUACGUCGCCAUUCAGGCCGUGCUCUCCCUGUACGCUUCCGGUCGUACCACCGGUAUCGUCUUGGACUCUGGCGAUGGUGUCUCCCACACCGUACCCAUCUACGAAGGUUACGCUCUUCCCCAUGCCAUCCUCCGUCUGGACUUGGCCGGCCGCGACUUGACCGACUACCUCAUGAAGAUCCUCACCGAGAGAGGCUACAGCUUCACCACCACGGCCGAGCGUGAAAUCGUCCGCGACAUCAAGGAGAAACUCUGCUACGUCGCCCUGGACUUCGAACAGGAAAUGGCCACCGCGGCCGCCAGCACCUCCCUCGAGAAGAGCUACGAGUUGCCCGAUGGACAGGUCAUCACCAUCGGUAACGAGAGGUUCCGUUGCCCCGAAGCUCUCUUCCAACCGUCCUUCUUGGGUAUGGAAUCCUGCGGUAUCCACGAGACCGUGUACAACUCCAUCAUGAAGUGCGACGUCGACAUCC
Messenger RNA from Hylaeus volcanicus, 871 nucleotides. Its product is annotated as actin-57B. The record is from RefSeq and is a predicted model, not a curated record. NCBI's taxonomy places the organism in Eukaryota, Metazoa, Arthropoda, Insecta, Hymenoptera, Colletidae. The annotation marks the transcript as partial. The transcript has a single exon. Gene Ontology annotation, biological process: mitotic cytokinesis.